GCUCGCACGCCUCGUUCGUGCCAAAUUCUCAAACACGCUUGUCUCCACACACACGACACGAGCGAGAACCCUACCUCGUGAGACGCAUCUCGCAUGCUUCACUCGCACGUUCGCCACCAUAUCCCCGCCGGCCAGACUUCGCCCAUUUCUCGCCGCCGGGAUCUCCCCGGAGCCGCCUUCCACUCUCCGGCUCUUCGUCCUCCGCCGAUCCGUGCUGGAAUCCCGCGACGGUCACCGGGAAUUUCGGUAUCGACGGAGUUCUUAACGAUCCAGCAGGGAGAAGACCGAUCGACGGAGAAUUCAUUAAUUUUAUCAUGAUCUCGAUCUCGAUGGUAACCUCGUAGUGAUUUUUGCAAAAUUCCUACAAAGGGUUAAUAUAAUUUAAGGAAAGAGUACAUUUUUACUUGGUGGUGUUAUUGUGAAGCCUGUGGAAUUCCUUUGGACAUGAAUUUUUAGGUUUUAAAAGGAGGGCAUUGAUAAAUUUUGAUGGUUUUGAGAAUCAACAGAAUUGGUAGGAUAUUUAUACAUUAAAUUAAAUUAAGUUAUUGAGGGUUCAGAUUUGGGAUUAUGGCAACUGAUAUGCAAAGGCUGGUUGGAAUGAGUGAGGAUGAUGGAGAAAUGGGAAUGGGUGUGAAAGACGAGGAUGACGAGGACGAAGAUUACGAGGAAAAUGGAGGUGAGCAUGGAAAUGCUUUACAAGUGGCAGAGUUUGAUGGUGGGAGUGGGAUGGGAACUGGAGCUGGUGACAACAGGUUUCAGCAGCAAUACGAGUUUCAAGAGCAAGUAGGCACUCCAGGUGGAGGUAAUCGAAGAUCUAGACCGGUAGAAGAGAAAGAGAGGACUAAGCUAAGAGAAAGGCGCCGGAGGGCUAUCACUGCUCGGAUCUUGGCAGGGCUUCGAAGGCAUGGUAACUAUAAUCUUAGGGUUAGGGCUGACAUAAAUGAUGUUAUUGCUGCUCUAGCUAGGGAAGCUGGAUGGGUGGUUCUUCCAGAUGGCACUACUUUUCCCUCAAAAUCUCAGGGUCAGGUACCAGCUGGCGGCAGUUCUGCAGGUGUUACUUCAUCAUCAUCCCACGUGCCUUCCCAACACCCUCCGUCUGUUUCCCUCAGAGGCGCUGCUACUGGCAAUAGGACUCCUUUAGAGUACAAUGCAUGUCCAAUGAAAGAUGUUUACAUUCCAGCUCCAUCUCCAUCCCCUUAUGAUCUAUCCUCAAGUUCCCGGUCUCAAACAUCUAUGUUAAGGGACGGAAAAAUGCAAAGAGACAAUCCACCUGUGAUUGGUGGUUCAAUAGAUACCAUUAAUGAGAAGCAGAUUUUGGACAUUCCAGCUAGAUUACCAGAACGUGAUUUUGCCGGGUCCCCAUAUGUUCCUGUUUAUGUGAUGCUACCAUUGGGAGUGAUCAAUAUUAAAUGUGAACUUGUUGAUCCGGAUAGUCUACUAAAGCAGCUGAGGAUGUUGAAAUCAGCAAAUGUUGAUGGUGUUAUGGUAGACUGCUGGUGGGGAAUAGUGGAAGCACAUACUCCACAGGAAUAUAAUUGGAAUGGUUACAAGAGACUCUUUCAAAUGGUGCGUGAGCUUAAGCUUAAGUUGCAGGUUGUCAUGUCUUUUCAUGAAUGUGGAGGCAAUGUUGGUGAUGAUGUUUGUAUUCCAUUGCCCCAUUGGGUUGCUGAAAUUGGUAGGAGCAAUCCAGAUAUUUUUUUCACUGAUAGAGAGGGAAGACGCAAUCCUGAAUGUCUUUCUUGGGGAAUAGAUAAGGAACGUGUUUUGAGUGGUCGGAAUGCUGUUGAGGUUUAUUUUGAUUUCAUGAGAAGUUUCCGGAUAGAGUUUGACGAGUAUUUUGAGGAUGGUUUUAUCUCGCUUGUUGAAGUUGGACUAGGACCAUGUGGAGAGCUAAGAUACCCAUCAUGUCCAGUAAAGCAUGGUUGGAGAUAUCCUGGUAUUGGUGAAUUCCAGUGCUAUGAUCAGUAUAUGUUGAAAAGUCUUAGGAAAGCAGCAGAAGCAAGAGGCCACACUAUUUGGGCUAGAGGGCCAGAUAACGUGGGUACCUAUAAUUCUCAGCCACACGAAACAGGUUUCUUUUGCGAUGGGGGUGAUUAUGAUGGCUUCUAUGGCAGGUUUUUUCUCAACUGGUAUUCUCAGGCUUUAGUUGAUCAUGGAAACCGGGUACUCUCUUUGGCAAAAUUAGCUUUUGAGGGGUCCUGCAUUUCUGCAAAGCUAUCAGGUAUUUAUUGGUGGUACAAGACUGCUAGUCAUGCCGCUGAAUUAACUGCUGGGUAUUAUAAUCCAUGCAAUCGAGAUGGCUAUGCGGCAAUUGUUGCAAUGUUAAAGAGAAAUGGAGUUAGCUUAAACAUUGCUUGUGUUGACCUGCACACGGUGAAUCAACAUGAGAGCUUUCCAGAGCCAUAUGCUGACCCUGAGCGAUUAGUAUGGCAACUGUUGAAUGCCGGGUGGGAUGUUGGACUACCCGUCGUCAGUGAGAAUGCACUUCCUUGCCUAAACAGAGUUGGCUAUAACAAUGUUUUGGAUAAUACCAAGCCCGUGAAUGAUCCAGAUGGAAGGCACUUUUCAUCCUUUACAUACCUGAGGCUCAGUCCACUUCUUCUUGAGCGGCAAAACUUCAUAGAGUUUGAACGAUUUGUCAAGAGAAUGCAUGGAGAAGCUGUUCUGGAUCUUCAGGUUUAACAAGCAGAAAAGAGAAUCUUGUGGAGUUUGUAUUUAUAGUUCCCUCUACAAAACGGUUGGAGGAUUCUGAUACAGAUUAGUAGAAUAGAAUUGUUACUUGCUGUGGCACAUACUAGUUGUUAAUCAAAUAGUUUAGUUAGACUGGGGAUAGGUUUUUUAUGGGAUCAAACUAUUCCGAUUAGAAUCUGGAUGUAAAAUUUGUCCAUACAUUGCAACUCUGACCAGUAUUAGCCUUUACAGUGAUCUCUACAACUUUUGUACAUUGCAUCAA
Vicia villosa (hairy vetch) is the source of this 2953-nucleotide messenger RNA. RefSeq names its product beta-amylase 7-like. Gene Ontology annotation, biological process: polysaccharide catabolic process. NCBI's taxonomy places the organism in Eukaryota, Viridiplantae, Streptophyta, Magnoliopsida, Fabales, Fabaceae. The transcript has 11 exons. Gene Ontology annotation, molecular function: beta-amylase activity. The record is from RefSeq and is a predicted model, not a curated record. The coding region runs from base 568 to 2682 and encodes 704 amino acids.